ACUUCCUAGCCAAUCAGAAGUUGAAAGGGGUGAGCGAACAGCCAAUCAGAGUGGAGGAGGCAGAGCUCUGGCUCGAGCUCGCUGUGCGUGGCUCUGACUCUCGCUCAGUUUACUUGAGUUCGCGAUUGUAACGGCUCCACUGCGCGAGCCCGAGAGCAGAAAACAGACUUUACAUGGAGUGACAUGGGCACCAAAGAGCGUUAACCACCUCAGACUGCCUUAAACGUACGUUCUAAGUGUUUUUGUUGAGUUUUGUGUCAUUUCCUGGCGACCAGAAUGUCUCAAAGAGUUCGCAAAAACGGAUCUCCGACGUCUAACUGCAGCGGAGUGACCGCGGGAAGCCCGAGCGGACCCCCGGGGAUCAGCGCCGCUGGAGGGGGUUUACUGGGUCGCCUGCUGCCCAUGAAAGCCACGGUUCCCUUCCAGCUGAAAACGCAGACACAGCACCCUCUACAGGCACGGACAGUCCUCUCCUCCGGUAACGGUAAAUGCCACAGCAGCGGAACCCGCAGCCGGAGCCCCACGCGAUCCCUUUCCUCCAGUGCCUCAAACGUUUCUGCAGCCACGUCCACUUCCUCUGCGACGUGCUCACAGUUCAUCACAGCCACAGCCUCAACUUCUUCAUCAUCAUCACCCUCCUCAUCCAGAACUAACGUUAGCCCCAUUAUCGCUGGCCACGCGUCAAACCCCAGAGCCUCCCACGCGCAGGUACCUGUGCCAUCCUCGUCAUCACCCUACACAGGUGUGCACCUGAGCCCCCAGUGCUGCAGCUCGGACACUUCAACCCUUAACGUUACCUCUCAUCUAUCAGCCUCUCCGUCUUCACCCUCGUCCCUGUGGUCUUGCGGUCUCAGGUCCAAACCCCUCCAGACCCUCGAACAUGACAGACUGUCUCCAGAGAGGCUCAGUCCCAGCUCACCUGUCUGCGCAGACAAGCACAGACUUCCUUUGGCAGGGUCUUGGUGUACCACCAGUAAUAACGGUAGUAUUCGCCGCACAUCCUCUUUGGACACGCUCACGGCCCCUUACCUGUCUGGACACUGGCCCCGGGAUGCCAACCAUGCCCCUUGUGACAAAUCCACCCAGACCCCCAGCGCCUGGGCCGAUGAAUGCGGAGAGAAGAAGAGGGGCUGUCACAAGCGCUCAGCCUCCUGCGGCAGCACUGACCAGCUAAAAGAGAUUGUGAAGCUGAGGCAGCAGCUCCAGCGCAGUAAACACAGCAGCCGUCACCAUCGUGACAAGGAGCGCAAAUCUCCCUUCAAUGGCAACCACGCUGCUUUCAGCCAGUCACAGGCUCCUAUUCCAAAGAGCGUCCUGAUCUCUAUUCCCAUCUCAAAGUCCUCCGUCUCUCGUUUCCGGAACAGCGUGGAGGGGCUGAAUCAGGAGAUCGAGCGCAUCAUUAUCCGAGACACCGGAGACCGAGAGGAGCAGCUUAUUCCUCAGGAGGCUCCAGAUGGGCAUCGGGCUCCUCCCCCUCUCAGCUCCCGCAGCAUUGACACACAGACGCCCCUGGGCACCGCAGCGGGCAGUAACCACAGCAACAGCAACAGCAGCAGCCGCUCUCAGUCCAUCUCACCCACGUUCCUGAACGUGCCAAGUGAGAACUGCAGUGAUAGUCCAUCUCCCCAUGAGGGCGAGACUCUGGCUGACGGCCGGGAGAAAGAUCUAGCCCCCAACUCACCACUACCCAAAUACGCCUCCUCCCCAAAGCCAAACAACAGCUACAUGUUCAAACGUGAGCCACCCGAGGGAUGUGAGCGAGUCAAGGUCUUCACAGAGGAAACACACGCCAGGCCUCCACAGGAGAUCCCACAGUUCCUGUGCCCAGAUAGGAACAAGGUCAAUUUCAUCCCCAAGAGCGGCUCUGCCUUCUGCCUGGUCAGCAUUCCCAAACCGCUGAUGCCCACACAGGAGCUCAACAACCUGAAGAACCAGAGUGCCGGCCGUCUCACGCCCGAACCCGAGCCGAGAGUCUCGAGAAGAACCUGCAUGCUUUCCCAGCAGCCCUCAGGCUCCUCCCCCUCCUCCUGUCUGUCAGAGAGUUAGACACGCCCCUCAACGGGUGUCCUAGCAACUGCGUCCACAUACCCUGCACAUUUCAGUAAUCAAACAUGAUUAAAAAAAAAAAUCUCUCCAAGAACAAAGUGGUCAUUAAUAAUCAACGGCUUUCGUUGAGUGAGAGGAAGUGGUUGUCUUUCGCUAUGCACAUUUUUAGCUUUGUGGAAGGAGGCCAUUUUUGGGAGGUUUGUGAUAAACGUAUUUAGCUUUUUUAUUAUUCCUCUACCUUUCAUAGAUACGAGUGAACUUGAGAAUAUGUGUCUCAGAUCAUUAAGAAAAUGAAUCUAAAUGAGCCUUCUCAAUGAUUCAGUACUGAGGAGGCUAUCUAGAUUUGAUUUUGUGAGACACGAUGUGUAUUUUAUAACAGUUUGCAGUGGAUCACGUUUGCGAGAAGCGUUUCUAUUUUACUAGGAUCAGCACAUCAUUGAAUACAAAUGAUGCCAUUUCAGAUGAGACCAAGAGACCUGGUAGAAUGAAUUCUGGGUUGAUGAAGGUCUCUGGGACUGAAUUGUUUUCACAGUAGCAGGCCUUCUCCGUUCAGUGCGGACAAAAGCAGCAGGGGAACAUGAGGGACCGGUUCUCUGCUUCUUCUCCUCUUCGUUUCUCGCUGGUGGCGAGGAGACCGAAAGAUGCUAAAGAUGAGAAUAGUGAGAGAGAUCGCCUAACAGCUACAGGACGAGUGGCCUGUAAACCCCAUUCUUUUGUUCGCAUGGCUGUGAAAUGCAUUUCAAAUGCAUAUGGGUCCAAACUCUGAACUUCACCCCAGCAGGGAACAAAGUGAUAAAGUGAAAGGAGGGCACGGCAGGAUCUGGGUGGACCGACGGGAUGUUUUCCCACCUCUCACAAUGAUGAAGCCGAUUUAGCUCGAGGGAUGUUUGAAAGGAGGACACGACAAGUACAAAAUUGACUUGAGAAAAUGUAACGCAUAAAUGUCCAAGUAGUGAAUGAUUCGGAUAUCAGAACAUUCUUGUAAUGUUUCCUGUGAUAUCCGAUGAAAUAGUUUACAAAGUCAGAGCACAAUAUUGUCAUUAGAUUGAUUUAAUGCAUACAUUCUGGGAAAUUUCAAUCAAGUGUGUGUGUGUGUGUGUGUGUGUGUGUCACUAGAUUUAAACAAUUAAAAACGGCACAGAUUUCCUCUCUGUUUCAGUUUCUACAUGACUAGGCUGCUUGAAUUCCUGUCAUUUUCAUCAUGGAGCAGACUUCCAAAUCUUCCUUAUUUGAGCAUCUAGACUGAUUUCCUGUGCUAUAGUUGGUUUAGCAUUAUUUUGUAAUAAAAAAAAAUAAAAGUAGUGUCUGAUGAAAGCUCACACAAGUGCUUCUGUAGGCUUGGCCAAAGAGAACAUUUCCUGCGGCUCAGUGACGGUCAUCGUAGAUUAAAAAAGAUGGAAUUAAAGCAACAUAAAGGAAAUGAAUAGUUCACCCAAAAAUGAAACCGAGUCAUUUAUUUUUGUCGUUCCAAAAUUGUAUGAUUUUCUUUUCUUCUUUGGAGCAUAAAAGCAGAUAUUUUGAGAAAUGUCUCUCUCUCCCUCUCUUUAUUUUUUUCCAUACAAUGAAAGUCAAUGGGCACCAAAAUAGUUGAGUUCCCAACAUUCUUCAAUACAUACUAUUUUGUGUUCCACAGAAGAAAGUCAGGAGCAUCUUGAGGGUGAGUAAAAACUGACAGAAUGUUCAUUUAAUGGAUAAUAAUAGUACUAGCUGAACAUUGUCAAUCACUUCUAGAAGUUUUAUUUUUCAGCUUCAAGCUCAGAAGUGCUUUGGGCAGAUUGUAACACACAGGUCACAGAUGCUCCACUAGGGUUUUGGCUCGUGUUCGCUGCGUUUGUGCUUUGUGUGCAGGGUGGGGUUCCUCAAAGUUGUUUUGUUGGGAGGCUUUUUUAGCAGAGUUCCUGUUUUUUCUUGUUCGCUGGUGUAGGCAAGGUAUUGUUUUGAGCUUUAAACAAAAUGCAACAUGACCCUGGAAUAUUUUAGCACUUUUAUACCAGCAUUGUGAACCAGAGCCAUUCGGGGCUUCUGUGUUUGAACUGAAAUAAUCUCCCAGCCUGUGAUUACUAUCUUAGAUCAGUACUCAGGAAUGUAAAAGCAGCAAUCUCUUCUGGCAACGGCACAGGAAUCCAAAGGUUUCUUGCUAAAAACAAAUUGAUAAACGUUUUACCAAGUGCUUUUGUAUAUCUCUUUAGGAUGUGUAUUGAAGUAGAGAACUCUCUCACUGUAGGGCCAAUAUUAAUAUACUUUUAUAUGGGUAGUGGCAUACUCUUUCUAAAUAGAGUGGAGUAUCAGUCAGUCAGAUAUUUAUAAUCUAUAUGUACAACUUCUUAAUGCGAGACAGUGAUGUAUGAUGGGAUGGUGUGUUGAAUGCUGUCUGUCUGAGUCAUGUAGUCUCUCGUGUUGUUACGUGUCUAUGGAACUCAGCAGAAUAAAGUUGCACUCACUCUUAAA
Carassius gibelio (silver crucian carp) is the source of this 4494-nucleotide messenger RNA. Its product is annotated as protein FAM117B. Lineage: Eukaryota; Metazoa; Chordata; Actinopteri; Cypriniformes; Cyprinidae. The coding region runs from base 277 to 2046 and encodes 589 amino acids. The record is from RefSeq and is a predicted model, not a curated record. The transcript is spliced from 8 exons.